Molecule: messenger RNA, 10672 nt
Organism: Zeugodacus cucurbitae (melon fly)
Lineage: Eukaryota; Metazoa; Arthropoda; Insecta; Diptera; Tephritidae
Gene: PsGEF
Product: serine-rich adhesin for platelets
Exons: 15
Coding region: 2175-9359 (2394 amino acids)
Biological process (GO): signal transduction
Cellular component (GO): plasma membrane; nucleus
Molecular function (GO): protein binding; guanyl-nucleotide exchange factor activity
Source: RefSeq, a predicted model, not a curated record
UAUAUGACUCUGGGCUUUGCUUAAUCGUUGGUUAAAUACGAGCUGAGGUCGUGACGUAAGCACUUGAGCUCCGAAUUUGAAAACUGCAUUGUAACCAUUUUUACUACUACUCGGCAAAUACAGACUUAUUUUCAGACAAUGCAUUCGAAUAUUCAGAGCUUGCAACAGUGUUUUCUAGUACCUCAAGUGAUUUAAAUUUAACCCCCGAUUAAGAGCCCACCCAUCUACAUUUUUGUAUAAAACUACCGCCUAACGGUUAAAUUACAACUCUAAGUAGGUGUAAAUACGUCGCUCAUUUCCCAAAAGCGUCUCUGUAGUCCUAAUUAUUACGCCUGAAUCUUUUACGAGCAACUUAUCUAUAAUUCAAAACGGCCAACGCUUCAAUGCUAAGCCUUUAAGUCCUCUUCAAACGCCUUCAUUUUGCUCUGGGUUUCUAAAUUAAAAAUAUGACAGCCAGUGUGCGUUCUCCUCGCCAACGAUAGCACGAAAGCCGCAACGUCGUGAAUGAGGAUGAACACAAAGUACGGGCCACACAGGAAAUAUUCAAGUACAUAAUAUGUGUGUAGCAUGUGUGGGUAUUUACUAAGCAGAAGAGUGGGUUGAGUGGAAAUGACAACAACAGUAAAGCUCAUAAAAUGUAAUUCACUUUCAAUUAAGCGUUUCGUCGUUGCUGUGCGGCAGGUGCGCGGAAGUUGUUAAAAUUUAUUAAACUUAUUAAAUAUUCAACAUUUAAUGAUGUCAAAAUUGUCGCUGCACAUUAACAGGACCGCAAUCCGUCACUAAAAUUUUAAUUACCUAUAUAUGUUGCGCCAUAAUUUCAAGGGUUGGAAUUUAUUAAAUUUUUAAAGAAUUCUUCGCUAUACACUUUCACUAACGCGAUAUACUUUCACCAAAGACCUUCCACAUUUCCACAUUCUAAUUGUUUACAGUUUCAUUUAGACGCGUUUUUGGCGCUUUUUGGUAUUUCACACCCCUCCCUGUUAUAAAUUUGUCUAGAUAUUAACAUGCUGCUGUAGUACCAAUGCGACAUAGAGACAGCGUCGCAAUGAGUUGUCUUUGAAAGGAAAAAUGGUUCGUGGGUGCGCUGGAGUGCAAGUGACAGUCAGUGCAAUACUGCAUGCGCAUUGUAUAUUUCCAACGCGAUUUGGCCCAAACAAAGUAGCAAGUCCCAGUUGAGCAUCUCAUUCCUCUGCCUGAGUAAGAGUCUACUCAACUGUCAGAAUAUAAAUUGAGAAUUUGAGCAAUUGGACGCAUGCGUUGAACAUUAGAAGCCACUGAGUAUAAGCGAGCAAACUUUUAACUUAUUUUGAGAAAGGCAAAGAAUAAUAAGGAAAAAUGACGUAAAGCGAGUGUUUAUCCUUUGACAUGUAACGUAAAGUUGUUAACAGCUGUUGUAAAAAAUGUAUCUUCGAUACAAGAAUGUAUAAAUUAACUUUUUUAUGUUAAACGUGCCUGCAAAAAUAUCGGACAAAAAUUUCUUCGGCAAAACGCGAAAAACUUUUGAAAUAAAUUUUCAAUAUUUUAACACAAACUCAAAGAGACUUCAUGUAUUAAGAGCUUUCAGGCAUGUAAACAAAUCAUCGGCUGCCGGCAAAAUGACGCGAUUUCACGUGCACCCAUCACUUGUCGGCAUGAAUGUAUCGGCAUGUGCGCUAAUAUUCACAAGACAGCCGAUUACUUAAGCUUUUGCAUGCGCUCUCGCUCUCGAUAAUGCUGCAUGCGCUCAUUGCGUGCUCACUCGCGCCUAGUUUCAUUUUCAUGUCCUCUAAAAAUUUCUGGGUGAAAUUUUCCAAGCAGAAGCUCGACUGAGCUCAGUUUGUCUUUUCUACUGGUGGUGUCUAAACGAAUUCUCGGAAAACUGAACGCUAACCAACCGCUCCACAAGGUGCUCUUAAUAACCUAGACUCAGUUUAGUGAAGCACCUUCUGCAAGCAGCAAAAAAACGAAAAGCAGCUAGUUAUGUGAUUUCGUGAAAAUUUCCGCAGAAAAUUAUUUGCCACAAACCAGUGUUCUAUAUCAAAGUCUAGUGUUGAGAAAAAAUUGCUGAAAAUUGUGCUAAGUGAAAGUAUGUUACUAAAUUAUAUAAUUCAUUAACGCGCAACGAUCAAACCGAAAGCGAGCCGAGCAGAAUGGAGUCCCAAUGUGGAUAAAUACGCAGCGAGUUUUUAGGAUGUAUGUCCUUUCCUCUGCACACAUUGCUGCAGCAACCUGUUAAUGGCUUCUAUAAACUACAAUCGCAGGCAUGUCUGAAUAGACCACAGUCGCCAAUAUUAUUGCAGCAACACGCAUCACAAGUCCACAGCCAAGCUCAUCAAACCCCGAGCCCAACGCCACAAAACAACCAAACACAUAAUACCAACGAUAAAUUCGUUCACUUCCAACCGCAUACGCAGCCCCAGACAAUUGUAUCGGAGACGCGUGUCGCCAACGCCGUACGCACAAUGACAUCAACUCUGGCAAGACAGAAAAGCGAAGAGGAUGUCAUGAGCAUCGACAGCAUGGCUCAGGCAACAGCCGGUAACAAUAUUGAGCAUCCGAUGACAUUGAGCCGGAAGGCUUUGCACCAGCGUGACGCCGAUGAGAAUCUGUUUUUACGUUUCCUCGAGUUGGAUCCACCGACGGAAACAGCUGCGCCUACAAAUGCCACCAGUGCCACACCGUCCGCAGGAUCAGGCGGACGUCGUCUGUCCGCUACUAGUAAAGCUGUUGGUCGCACACCCUUCACUAUGACCAAAAAGUUGACGCGUACUGCCGAACGUGGCUUCGGAUUCUCCAUUGUGUGGACACAUCCGCCACGUGUCGAAAAGAUUGAACCAGGCCUCUCGGCCGAUCGGGCUGGCAUACAGCCAGGCGACUAUGUAAUUUUUGUCGACAAACAGAAUGUAGUAACCAUGCCUGAAGCGGAUGUGCUCAACUUAAUUCGUUCACAAGGCUCUACGCUGACGCUGGAAGUCUUUAGACGAACCGGACCCACAGGAGGCGUUGGACUAGGCUCUAUGCCGCCAGCGCUCAGUGUCGGCAGUCGCGGCCAUCCAGCUGCACCGGUGAUGAAUGGAAAAGCUACAUCAAGCACACGAUUAGCAAGUGCCGCCAGUGAUGAGCAGCAGUCAGUUACGGGAGUUCCGACGAUUCCAGCACGUCGCGUCGGUGUUGCGAGUGCGGUGCCAGCAACGAAUGCAGCACCAGCACCAACAGUUGCUUUAACGAACGUUCGUCCGUCCACAGCCUGUUCCGGUGGCACUACCUCGUCCAUUGAGGCGGCGAAACGGCGGCUGAACCUACCGCAGGUUACGUUCAGCAAGGAGUCUAUUGGGCCAAUUACAGAUAAUCGUCGCCGCUUACUGUUGCAGCUGAUCAGUCGCGAGCAGAACUUUAUCGCAGCGCUGCAUUUCGGCAUGCAGCGAUUCGUCCAGCCGUUGCAAGACCGUAAAGAUCUCAUCUCGCCAAAUGAUCAUCGCACACUAUUUCAGAAUAUCGACGAACUUUUGCGCAUAUCCGAGGAUAUACUGGAACAAUUGUGCAACGAUGAUCAGGAACCACAAAUGAACUUUGCCUCACGUGUUUAUCUCUCGAAAACCACGGCUAUUUGUGCGGCCUAUAAGAAGUAUUGCAAUGGCAUCAAGCGAGCCGACUGUGUGCUAGUGAAUAAGUCAAGACAAAUGGGUUCCGAGUUUGUUGCCUUCAUUACAGAACCUCAAGUGCCGCGAAAACGUCCAGACCUUACGAUGUUUAUUCAUAGACCCUUACAACAUUUUCGUGAAAUACUGAAGCUAAUGCAGCUGCUCGCUUCUAACUGUCAUGUCGAUACCGAAGAACAUAAAAAUUUCACUACUGUAAUCGCUGAGCUUCAGGCUGCGUAUCGCGAAAUUACUGUCAGCAGUGGAUUAAUGGAGCCUCUGGGCGAAGGCCGACCUUUGCUCACGUUGCAAGAUCUCGAGUCCCGCAUGGUCUUCACUAAGUGCAAACCAUUCACGCUGGCCGUACAGGGACGCCAAUGGAUAUUUGGUGGCGAUCUGUCACGCGUGGAAGGCCGCUCCGUGAAACCCUACUGGACCUUGCUCUUUAGUGACAUCAUCGUGUUUGCAAAGGUCAGUCGAGACCGCGUUUUAUUUAUAACCGAAGAGCCCAUCCCAAUCGCGAAUAUUGUAGAUUCCUGCUUUCAUAUGCGAAAAAAAACGACAGAGUUCCGUCUUACGGUGGAUCCGAAUGGGCGCUUGGCCGAGAGUCCGACCGGUUAUUGUGCACCGGACCUUACACGUACACCCAAAAAGAGUGCACGUCGAAAGAGUCUACUACUGCGAGCGCCCUCUUUAGAACUGAAAGCCGUCUGGCAGAACCUAUUACAACGUCAAAUUUUUUUGGUAAAUGCCGCCCUUGGAUCGACACCUCUUUCAAGUCCACUAGAUUCUCCUGAUGUGCUUAAUACUCUAGUGCCACUUAGUGAUAUCGGGAUUGCGACUGCAUCUAUAGGCUCAAUUAAGCACUCAUCCAUGGACAGCAUCAACGCAAAGAACAGCCAGCAACAGCAGAAACGCCAUUCCAAUGCAUCGGAGCAAAUCGAAAUGUUAAUCGACGAAAAGUGCCGCAUCCUAAACAAGACUGGCACUUCCAAGUCGAAUGCACUGCACCUUGCUAACUGGAUGAAAGGUCAGUUGGACAAACAGCAGGAGCAGGCGAGGUUGGCAGCGCAGCGUUCGCGUGAGAACAUCAGUCAUGAAGAGGAGCACCUGCUCUAUCCGGAGAAUGAUCAAGAUGAGCGUAUAACCUUUUGGACAAGGCAACAACUUGAAAAGCGCACUAAGGAACUAAAUUUGGCCAAAGAAAAUGGCAGCAUGAAGGCCCGGCCGAAUUUUGGCGGCAAACGAUUGAGUGGCGUGGAAGAGCUCAGCAUGAGUGAUGCCUACUCGGAGAACGUGAGUCAGUUGAGCCAAUCUCACAGCACCACUUCAGAUAGUCAGAUCACAGUACGUUCUAGUCCCAUUGUGCUUGAUAAACUAGCAGUCUGUCGUCAUUGUCAUAAGAAUUGUCAGCAAGCGGCUUUGGGUCUUCAACAGUCAAUGUCACCCGCUAUGUCCACCUCACAAACGCAACGGUCGGCCAUUGGCGCAAUGAUCACCGAAGUUAGUGCAGGUGGCGGUAGUGGCAGCGGGCUGGUAUGUACGUCACUGAAGGUGCAGCAUAGCCAGUCGUCACCCAAUCGCUGCUGCAGACUCAAUGGGAAUGCUAGCCAGGCUGGCAGCACCACCAGCAUAUCAUCGAGUACUAUCACGGGCGAACAGCCCAGCGAACACUCAUCCAAAGUAAUAGCUAGCAGUAGUAAACGGGAAACCGGUGAUACAGAAAGCGAUGUGGCGCAACUAAUAACCGAUGAUCUCUCGCAAUCAGAGGCAACGGACGACAGUAUUGGUGGGAUACCCAGCAGCAGCAGUGGAUUCGCCGGUGGCGAUGAAAUACAACGCCGGCUCACCGACAGCUUCAGUAAAUUACGAAUUUUAGACGAACGGCGUGAGGCAAAAGGUUUGGAUGAAAAGACUGGACCACAGCUUGUGCCUCGCAUACAGGACUCACAAAAUAAUCAUCACACGGCAUUAAUGAAUGGAUAUUGUUUAUCGAGCUCAUCUAGCGGUGAUAGAGACAACGAACAGAAAACAGCUGGCGACAAAAAACAACAACCACAGCCAAGAACAUACCGAGUUACAUUACAAACUGCUACGGAAGAAAUGACAAAGGAAGCGGCUGACAAAAAGGUUAAAACCACUGUCACCAUUACGGAAACAGCGCAAAUAAUACGUACACAAGAACAGGACCGGAUGCAGGAACAGGGUAGCAUACAUUUUGCGGAUACGAGUCGCACCAAUACGAAAAGUCCUAAAUCUCCGCACACGCCUGUCAAAUUAAAAUCCCCAAAAUCACCUAGCACCCCAGCAUCAGCAUUCCGAUUCAUAGCAUGCAACUGUCAAUGUACCCCCGCUGAUUUCAAGAAUACGACACUCAGUCCCGAUGAGGUGGAACAACAGACUUGUAAACUGAUCGAUUCACCUAAACAGUCACCACAAAUGCCACGUCAACUGCAGUUGCAAGAGUCAGCAAACAAUAUGAUAAGUGAAAAGACGUACAAGCAUUGCAAGUGCAUUUGCGGUGGCCAGUCCGCAGAGCACUCAUCCUUCCAAUACGCUGGUUUAUCGGCGAGACAUUUUGAUACUAAGACCACACCCACUGCUCCAUUGCCGACACCUACUUCUGUAACAGCACCUGCACCCGCGCCCGUCUCCAUUUGUGACGGUACCUUUGUGCCGACUAUCGCUGUUGUACCACCUACGCCUGAAGCGUUGCUUACCAUGACCUCGACGAAUGUGUGGGACAACAGCGGAACAAAUUUAACAACUAGCACAGCAACUCAGCUGCAGCUAAGCAACACACCCCGCCAGGCAGUAAUUGAGAAUAUUCCCGAGGACUCCUGCGAUGAAUCACCACUAGACGAAGAGCCCCCGUACCGCCCAAUGAGCAAUGCUCUGCGGCGCUACGGUACCAUGUCCAGCCUGGAGAAAUUACCUUCAGAUGAUCGAAUGGACGGUGAAAUAGACGAACUAGAUAAUGAUGAUGACAAAAGCGAAGUGCCUGGCGAUGAUGAAGAAGAGGAUGAUGAUGAUCUGGAUGAUAAAGCACGAGCCGAUACGGUGGACAAUAUGUGCGAAACCAGUAGGUCUAGCGUAUACAACAACGAAGUGGUGGCUGGCGGAUCAUGUGUGUUGGUAGGUGGUGUGUGGACUAGUCGAACCAGCGAACUGGUGGGAGGCAAUAAAAUGUCGUUUUUUGAGGAAUCACGCGCAUUUAUCGAUAAAUAUUUAGGGAGGUGGAAUCAAGACCAAACGACUUCCUCACCGGCUGCCACUACUUCUGAAACAGACGAACAAGCCGACGAAUGUACGUCGGGUGCCACAUCUGGAGAGGAAGUUUGGGGAACGCCGACAAGUGGUGGAGACAACGACGAUAUGCAUCUAGUGAACUCGGAAAAUACAUAUUCAUCACCUACCAAAUCAAGCAAUUCACUAAAUGAUGACGACGAUACCGAGCUAAUGAUGGAUGAACUGCUUAUGGCGCCACCAAUGACGGCAAGCACCAUACGGGGACUAUUGCCUCGACGUCGCUUAGAGCCACUUUUUGAGGAGGAGACUGAAAGCGAUGAAGAAAAGACCCAGCAGGAAAGUGAAGAUGUUAAAAAGGGGGAAACAACGACAAAUGGCCACUAUUUAAAGGAUUCAGCUGGAAGCUCAAGCGACGAGGAUCUCUCGAACGAGAAGAGCUACGAAAUGGAGAUGGAGGAGAACGUGAAAGCACCACAUACACAUGGUCAUAUUCCACCGCCGACGUCAAUGCCGACGAGCUGGGAGCAGGCGUUCGCGCAAUCCCAACCACCUCAUCUGGCCAACAAUGCAGCUCUGCCCGUCGCUGUUCUGAAGGCCUCAUCCUGCGAGUACCUACUCGAACAGCGUACAAUGGUGCCUCUGCGUACAACCAGCAUUACCAACAGCCCACCAACAGUGAGAGCCAAUUCGGCAAUUCCAAUGACAUCAGCAACGCCGUCAUCGGCGAAAGUAGAAGUGGAAUUGGAGGCAGCGUCACAGCAGACUGUCACGAUGCAAGUGGAGAUGAAAGCGACGAUGAGGAGUACUACUACUAUGAUGAUGACGACGACGCGGACGAUCAAGACGCCACCGUCGCCACGGAAUCAACCUCCUUCAUCGAUUUCUACAACAAUCAACAGCGCGAGCGGCAGUACCGCGAAAAGCAGCUGCAACAGCGCCAGUGGGAGUACCCAAACUACAUCCACAACAAUUGUGCGGCCGGCGAAAUUCGUUCCACCGCCGCCACCACCGCGCCGACUGUUGCUAACACAAACAAAUUUGCAGACAAGUGGCAUUCACAUGCCGAAGGCGCCAAUACCACCUCAACGAAGUUCUGGCGCUUCUGCUGACGUUGGCUACUCAGCGGUUGUAAGCACCGCCGGAGAAAGUACAAAUGCAACGCCCGCAACCGCUAUGCCUACCACAAAAGUAGCACCGUCGGCAGCGAUGGUGAAGGCGACAGCGAACCAGACAGCAGCCGGUGGCAAUCAGCGUUCUGCUGUCGCCGCACCCGUUGCUCCAGCGUCCGCAAAGCGGGUGUCUUCAACGAUAAUAGAGACAUCUCUGCUGGGUUCAGGCACCAGCAAGGCAGCCUCCUCAUCAUUAACAACAGCUUCGAAGACGACGAAGCAGCCACUGCAGGGGGAGCGACAACAACAAGCGUAUGCGUCCCAGAAAAUUCCAAUAGAAGCAGUGAAGAAAUCAACAGUAACGCAGUGCGGCAACGACGGUUCAAAAUCGGACGUUGUCCCGGCGCCCAUUGGUUCGGGUUUAAGUCCUCGUCUAGAAAUGCGAUUGGCACUCAAUCACGACAUUCUCGGCGACGAAGACUUAAUUUGUUACGAUCCUGGUCCGGAUCUAACAAGAAUAUUGGGGCACGACCUAUCCACAUUUCAGCGACGGACGGGUCGCGAUUUAUUGAGUCGUUCAGCAACGAAUCGCGUUCAGCCAAGAGAGGCUGUCAUAUCGUUCUCUCAACAGCGAAACUCGAAGAUGGACACGCCGACUGUGAACCGACGUCCACGUCCGACCUACGGCAACUUCAGCAGCUCUCUAACGACAGGUUUGGUUGGUGGCGCUCGCGUCGGAGGCGCUCCACAACCCCUGCUGCCAAAUCGAAAUACAUGGAGCAGUUCUGCAUCUGCGGAUCGGAACAGCGGCGACUACGCAAGAGGCGAAGAAAGCAGCAAAAGCUACAAUUGCAACAGCGACGAGAGCAAAUUAAGCGAUCUCGAAAUCUUAGCGAGACGCGAGAAGACAUAUUGCAUGUCUCAAUUGAAGAGUGGCUCACGAGUCAAGACGAAGACGACGGCGAAGGCGAAGGCGACAACAAACGCAAUGACAAUGGAAACAGUGGUGGUGACGACGAGCAGAGAUUCCUUGACAAGUCCUCAAGUGACGAGGAAGAGUACUUCUUCGAUGGGCAUGGAGACUGAGGCUGCUAAUGUGCGCUCCCGUAAGAUCGGACGCGAUGAGAGUGCGUUGAUUGAAGCGGGAAAAGGAUCUCGAUUAAUUAACUUCAUAAAACGACGCAACUCAGAAAGCCCAAUCUCUCCCAACUGUUCUCAGAGCUCACUAAGUGAAUCCAACGCAAGUGGUACACCAGUCCACCGCCUCGGGGUACAGAUGUCACCACGAAAAGAUAAUGAUAAACCUUCGUUGAAUCGCCGGCUGUGGAAGCAGAUUACCAAACGACGACGCGCCAAUUCAGUCUCGGAAGUAGUUGCCAGCUAAUUUUGCACACAUAUGCCGUCAUAGGUAAUCAACCGCAUGAGCAACUCGCACGAUUCCUCUGCUAUACGUCCCGGACUAAAUACAGCAAUUUCCCUAGCAGUAGAUACCAUUUCCCAAAGCGACCUCUAUACAGUUAAACAAAACGAAACAAUUGGAAAGCAAAGUAUUGGAAUAUUUUUUGUAGAACGUAAGCGUAGUUGUUGUUGUAAUUCAGUAGGACAGGUUAUUUCUGGCGACGCAUUGCUUUUAGUUGAAAACAUUAACUUUAAUAUUUCCGAAGAGAUACUGGUACAUUAUUUGGAUAUUUGUAGAAUAAGCGAAUUUUGAUAGAUUUGUAAGCGUAAAUAACUGCGGUAGAGAAGAAGGAGCAUCGGAAGAAGCGUGCGAUCGGUAACAUAAUUAAAAUAUAUUAUUGACAAAUGAACGGUAAAUUAUUUGAAUUUAAGUAAACCCUAUGACGGGUCGGUUAAACAGAAAACGGGAAGAUGAUAUACAUACUCGUAUUAAGGCUUUGCGUGCAAGAAUAGAUUAAGAACAUUUUUAAAUUCGAAAUAUUUUAGGAAACGGCACAGGUUAAUUUCGGUGCACUUAACAAUAAAUCUCGUGUGUGUUGAUCUGAGUUGUACUCGUACAUGCGGUUUUAGGUAAUUUUAAUGAAGCUAUGGCGUUUCUAAAUAUAUACGAUUAUGCACGUUAGAAAACAAAUAAAUAGUACAUAUGUAACUUUGUCCAAUUAAAUGCAAAUCGGUCCAUUUAUUUGCGCUUCUUGUGCAGUGAUAACACGCUUGUCCAUAAUUUAUAGCACAUGCACAUACGUCACAAAAAGACUCAGCAACUUCCUGCCACUGAAGGUUUAAAUAAAGACGAAAGUAGUAACCAAAAAAAAACAACAUUUAGUAUAUACAAACUGAAAUUUACUGAUAAGAUAAUUUUAUUCAAUUUCAUAUAACAUUUUAUGCUUGUUUUUGGUUUGGACUGGUUUUUGGAAUUAUAAGUUGAAAAGCAAACUUUGGUAAUGUACAUGCAAUGCUUUUUAGUUCAGGCUCUUCAUGCAGUUUAGAGCUUACAUUGAGCUUUCAUAAGUACUCGCAUGUAAUAUACCCGAAGAGAAGAAAUAGGGAAAGUGCCGCCCUUAGCUUCCACAAGUAAUUCAUUAGAAAAUCAUCUUUAAAAAAUUUUAACUAAUUGAUUUCGCACAUUUCCGGUUAAACACGGUGGCUUAAUACGUUAUUAUUGGCUGCACGCUAUUUCGUUGAAGAGCAAUGAAGCCAGGCGCUGCGAAAAGCUACGAUAAUGCAUAUUUAUUUAUUAAU